Fusarium vanettenii 77-13-4 is the source of this 2259-nucleotide messenger RNA. RefSeq lists its product as uncharacterized. Gene Ontology annotation, biological process: protein phosphorylation. The coding region runs from base 1 to 2259 and encodes 752 amino acids. Gene Ontology annotation, molecular function: protein kinase activity; ATP binding. Lineage: Eukaryota; Fungi; Ascomycota; Sordariomycetes; Hypocreales; Nectriaceae. The transcript is spliced from 2 exons. The record is from RefSeq and is a predicted model, not a curated record.
AUGGAUGGACCAAAGAGUGUAGAGGAGCUGAAAAGGCUCCUGCAAGAGGCAGAGAAACGCAGAGGACUACAAGAGGACCGAAAACGCGCCGACGAAGCAAAGAAACGCGCCGAUGAAGCGGAGAGAGGACUACAAGAGGACCGAAAACGCGCCGACGAAGCAAAGAAACGCGCCGAUGAAGCGGAGAGGAAAAUACGACCCACGACACUUGACGAGUACAUCGCAGCCUGCCAUACCUCGGUUUUCUCCCGAUUCACCAUUAAAACACACCCAAAGCUAACCUCGAUGGGUUCUAUCGCAAACCCGCCUGACAAGUGGUGUCCCAAAAACCUGCGGCCAUGGUCCGACUUCCUUGAUCAACAGAGGCUUAUCUUCGCGACGCUCUACGAUUCAUUUCCUACCGACCGCCGUGCUUUCGAGAACCUAGCUGGCCUGGCCGGCGUGGGAAAGCGGAUCUCUGAACGGCCGGUAGCAAACGAGAGGGCGCUCGAAUAUUUCCUGCUAAUGACCGUGGAGGAUCCGCUCCGACUCAUCAUCCGACAGCUCAAGCUGGUGGAAGAGGUCGGAAGGGCCUUUCAGAUCGGAGAUCGUGUCAUCUUUAAAAGCCAACCCCAUGCUCUCAGCGACGUCGCCGAGGAAGUCGUGGACAGGGAGAUGCAGGACCCAGCCAUACCAGCGCCGACGCCGGAACAUCGAAUCUGCGUUUAUCGAUCCGAUAAUGCCCCGUCUUCCCAGUACACCCUGGUCUACGUUUCCGAGCAAAAGUCACCUUGCAAGUUGACCCCUCCGCAUCUUCGUCUCGGUCUCCGCCCCAUGGACAUCUUCAAGGAAGUUGUGAACCGACAGACGAUUCCAACUUCUACAGACCCUGAAGCGCGUUUCCAGUACCACGCAGAGAAGCUCACGGCAUCUGCCGUCACGCAGACAUAUCAUUACAUGAUUGAAAGCGGUCUUGAAUAUGGGCUUCUGACUACUGGCGAGGCUAUUGUGUUUCUAAAGAUUGACUGGGACGAACCUGAGACGCUGUACUAUCAUCUAGCGGAGCCUGGUCCGGAGGUGUCAGCUCAUCCAAACAACGUCGAUGUCUGUUCGGUUGUCGGUCAGCAUCUUGCCUUCAUGCUCAUGGCUCUCGGCUCGCCAGGUGAACGACGGGUGAUUGGGCAGGAGGAACGCCAAAGAGCUGUGAGAAACUUGAGAACAUGGGCCGAUGACUUCGAAUCGACACUACGCUCCAUUCCAGAAAAUGAACGGUCGGCUCCAUCGGAUAGCUCACCUGGUUAUGAACCUACUACUUAUAAGGGCGUUGAUCGGACGCCGCAACGCCGAGCCGCCAAGAGCCAGAUUGACGAGGGGUUGUUCGGACGAAGCACCAGACAAGGAACUAGGCGAAGCCAGCGACUGGCACGCCAGUCACGUGGAGGAGGCGAUGAGCAGGGUCGACAGUACUGUACGCAGAAAUGCCUUCUUGGGAUGGUUAGGGGAGGUCUUGUCGACCCAAAGUGCCCCAACGUUGCACUUCACUGCAAGAGCAGUGCUCCCGCCGGCGCACGCCAUCCUGUCAAUCAUGAGGAGUGGCUCCGCCUACUUCGGAAGCAGCUGGAACAGUCCCUUGACGACGGGAUCAGGCCGUUGGACGAGGGCGGUGCGCGGGGUGUGCUCUUCCAAGUGACUCUGCUUGCGUAUGGCUACACCUUGGUCAGCAAGGGCACGGUACGGGCUUUCAUCAAAGAUCUCGAGCACGAAGCUGCUGUUUACGAGCGCCUCAAGCCUAUCCAAGGCGUCCACGUACCUGUCCUUCUGGGUGCCAUUGACCUCAGAUCGAUGAACAAGACUUACUACUAUGACCAUCGGGUCUACGUGGUGCACAUGACACUUUUGUCCUGGGGGGGAUGCAGGGUCGACACAGUAGACGACAUGAACAAGUCACUUGAAGACGAGGCCAUCCGGUCCUUGAGAGCCAUGCAUCAGGAGGGCGUGAUCCACAAAGAUGUGCGACUUGCCAACUUGCUGUUCAACUCUGAGACCAACGGGGUCAUGGUGAUCGACUUUGAACGAGCUUUGCUGCUCGAGCCGCCUCAGCGCCCGUCGUUGGCGCAGCUGGUGCCGAAGAAGCGAGCGUGGAAGUCGGAGGCGAUGGAUGCCAAGAAGAAGGUGACUGGUGGUUCAAGCAAGCGAAACCGGGCAGAUCGAGGCUUUUCGGAGGAUAUUUGGUUGGCAAGUACGGCCUUUAUGGAUUGGAAUGCUCGCCGUGGAAUUUGA